UGGAACAGAAGCGACUGUACAAUGAAGUUAUUUAACUCAAAGGCAACAUCAGGGUCUUCUGCAGAUUUAGACCCUUAAAUCAAGCUGAAAUGGCUAAUGGAUCUACUUCUAUAGUUGAUUUUGAGUCAUCUCGAGAAAAUGAGCUUCAAAUCAUUUGCUCUGAUUCUUCAAAGAAGCAAUUUAAGUUCGACCAUGUGUUCAGGCCUGGGAGUGACCAAGAGGCUGUUUUUGCACAAACUUCACCAAUUGUGCCUUCCAUGCUGGAUGGGUACAAUGUCUGUAUAUUUGCCUAUGGACAAACUGGAACUGGAAAGACCUUUACAAUGGAAGGAACUCCAGAAAAUAGGGGAGUCAACUACAGGACUCUGGAGGAGUUGUUCCAAAUUUCAAGGGAGAGAAGCAUCAUAAUAAAUUAUGAAUUGUUUGUUAGCAUGUUCGAGGUUUACAAUGAGAAGAUAAGGGACCUUUUGGUAGAAAAAUCCAACCAGCCUCCUAAGAAGAUUCUUUAUGAGGUCAUGAGGAGAUCACGUGGAAAGCAUUGGAGGGAAGAAAAGGCUUCAAUUCUCAAUCAUGAAGACUUUUCAAGAAGUUUUCAGUUUUGA
This is a messenger RNA of Vitis riparia (riverbank grape), 602 nucleotides long. Its product is annotated as kinesin-like protein KIN-14S. The record is from RefSeq and is a predicted model, not a curated record. Gene Ontology annotation, biological process: microtubule-based movement. Lineage: Eukaryota; Viridiplantae; Streptophyta; Magnoliopsida; Vitales; Vitaceae. The transcript is spliced from 3 exons. The coding region runs from base 90 to 602 and encodes 170 amino acids. Gene Ontology annotation, molecular function: microtubule binding; ATP binding; microtubule motor activity.